CCUCCGGCCUGCUGUAAACCGUGUAGCGGCUCUCUGGAACGCCUCCAUCUACUAGGGCGGGCCUUCUCUGUGUCGCUGCUACAGGGAUACCAAGAUGGAAAUCCAGGGGCUUUCUGGUGCCCAAAACUUUCACUCUCAACAUGGCGCCCUACACAGAACCACUUCGUCUACACAAUUAGCGACAAGGUCGAUACCUCGUUUUAUUUCCGCCGACAAUGAAGCGGAUGGACUAUUGGAGUCGCCCGAGCCCCAGAGUGACAACAACAACAACAACAGGCCAAGGACAUCACCGUUUCACCUACUGGCGGAAAAUGGCAGUGGAGCGGCUUGUUCGACUGCCAGCAAACCGCAACAAACCGAUAAAAACAAUUUACCAGGUAAUAGACCGAACGUCGGACUUCAUAACUUGAACACGGAGAGAGAAAAUGAGCUCGACGUAUUGCUUAGUUCACAGGAGUUCGUGAGGACUGCCUGGAAAUACGGGAUAGAAAGCGGGGACAGUGUAAUGCAAAUGGCGCUGCCUCUAUUUGAAGGGGAAGAGGAACCGAUGCCGCAGCGGCAGUUAACGUUACCGUUUCCAGUUUUACGGCAGCAGCGUGAGGACGGCGCCUUCAAGCAGCCCUCACUGGACAGCCACAGUGCUACUGCCCCGGGGUGCUUCAACACGGCAAACAGGACAGAUAAAACCAACCAGGAAUUGUAUGUUGUUUUUAAUGUCGUUCAAGACGAUGGCAACGGUGAAGCAGUCAAACGCCGACCGGAUGUGUCCUCUGAGGGCGGCGAUAAAAUGAAAGGUAAAGGAGCUGAGGGUGGCUCCAUGGAGGUUGGAAAUCGCAGUGACGUUAGUCUCUGUGCUUCUAAUGACAACUUAAACUGUCUUGAUACCCAGUCCCUGAAAAAAACCGACCAUGUUUUCAAUUUACUUACGCUGAGCGACAAUUCGGCUGUGACUAACGCUAAACAGACUGUUUAUCACCACACUGUCGAAGACGUUGUUUUGACAAACAAAUAUGGCGAUAAGAUUUGUGGUCAGAUUUGUACCGAAAACAAUGAAAGUAAACUGGUCAGGGAGCUUUCGUCGCAUUACCGUAUUGACGAGAGCAGUGCCUUGAUUUCAGGGAACUCGUGUGUAGUGGAAGCCAUGGACACCUCGGACUUCAUUUCAGACUCGACGGGGCUGCAGCACUGUGCAAACCCGGUCACGGCCUCCACAAGUCCUCCUGCGGGUGAAACCUUUUCCGGAACUAUCACAAUAAACAACCAAAGCAUCAUAGUGACCAUAGAAAACGGCAUACUGACUCUCGCAGCCCCACCCGAGGGAUAUGUACACAAAGAGGAUGACAUGGUGAGCUUAAAGGAACACCUUGGCAUGAAAGACCAUGAGGAUAUUGUUCUUCUCAACUACGACAGUGGCACUAAAUCCAUCGGGAAGAUCAGCACGCUGGCAGUGUCCAGUCAGCAGGAAGAGCCCAGGCCUAGUUUGUCUGUGGGUGACUCAGAGCUGGCUCUGGUGGAGGACUGCUCAUUGUCUGAGCUUGGAACUUCUCUGGACUCCUGUCCCAUUGUCAAGCAGGAGGCAGGGGUGCUGUGUGCUGUAACGGAGACUGAUCUAGUCACCCCGUCCCUCAAUGCCACUGUGGCUGACUGUGACAAUGGGGACUUCCAGUCUUCACCACUAAUAAGGUCCAAGAAAGAGACUGUGGGCCCAAUUGGAUGCCCAGAACCGGGCUGCUCUUGUACAUUUGAUUCCCGUCAGAAACUUAAGGUUCACCUUCUGAACCAUGCCGAGGACCCACGUCCCUACCAGUGCACCGUAGAGGGCUGCGGCUGGGCUUUUGCCACCUCUUACAAGCUAAAGCGGCAUCUUCAGUCGCAUGACAAGCAGCGGCCACACACCUGUCAGUUUGAAGGCUGUGGGCGGCGUUUCACCACAGUCUACAACCUUAAGGCUCAUGUUAAAGUCCAUGAGCAAGAUAAUGCCUUCAUCUGCCAGAUCUGCAGUGAGAGGUUUCGCAGUGCUACACGACUCACCAAUCACCAGAGGGUCCACUUCGAGCCACAGAGGCCCCACAAGUGUGAAUUCCCAGGCUGUGAGAAAACCUUCAUCACCUUCAGUGCCCUGUUCUCCCACAAUCGCACUCACUUCAGAGAAACGGGCCACUUCACCUGCACCUACCCAGGCUGCGACAAGACGUAUGACAAGGCCUGUCGUCUCAAAAUCCAUAUGAGAAGUCACACUGGUGAGAGGCCGUUUGUCUGUGACUCUGAGGGCUGUGGCUGGUCCUUCACCAGCAUGUCUAAGUUGCUCCGACAUAAACGGAAACAUGACGAUGACCGUCGCUUUGUCUGUACAGAGGAGGGUUGUGGGAAAUCCUUCACCCGAGCAGAGCACCUCAAGGGUCACAGUAUCACCCAUCUGGGCACCAAGCCCUUCCAGUGCCAUGCAGAAGGCUGCAAUGCCAAGUUCUCAGCCCGCAGCAGCCUGUACAUCCACUCCAAGAAACAUAAGCAGGACGCCAGCACCCUGAGGACCCGUUGUCCGGUGGCCAACUGCUCCAAGCACUUCUCCUCCCGCAGCAGCCUUAAGAGCCACAUGCUCAAACACCACCACCUCAGUCCAGAUGUUCUUAGCCAGAUGGAGACCACGCCCACCCUGACCCCCAGCAGCGAGCUCAUCAGCUCCACCCCAGGAACAGUUGCUGGGCCUGGUAUCGCCGGGGGCGAACAGUUGACCAACUUAGACCUCAGCUCUCUGUUCUCUGCUGUGCCUGGUGGCACUGCACCCACUGCUGGCAUUGGAGUGGGAAAUCCUGUCGUUGGGAGCAGCUCUAAUGGCACUUUCACUAUGGACCUCUCCCUGGUCAGCUCAGGCAUCCUUACCAUUGACCCCUCCUCAGUCGGCACCACCAUUGAUACCGGCACUAGCACCACGUUGGCCAAAGCUGUGGACCCUCUUAUCCUGGCAACCAGUGCUGACAUGGGCCCCAACCAUGGUUUGGAAGGAACAGUGGGUGACGUCCUGCCACCACAAGGCACUCUCAAUCUGGAUGAUGUGCAGACAGUUACCCCGGAGGCCCUGGGAACCCUCACAGCUCUCACCUUGCAGGGUGCUGGUGCCUCUGUGGACCCCACUCUGCAGCACCCACUCAGCUCCUCCAGUGCUCUGAGUGUGGAGCCAACAGCCUCCCUGGCAGUCGUCGCUGUUGCUGAGCUGCUAGUCUCACCAUCAAAGGUGGUGGAAGUGGGUUGCCAGGGGGGAGCAGGGCCUCCGCUGGGCUGUGUGGAGGUGCUAGGACCUGACGAGGGAGGAAAAGUCCUUACCCAGUUUGUUUUCGCUAGUCACAGCAGCAGCUUCAACCCACAGAAAGACCAGGAACUCAGUGUUGUAUCACCAAGCAGCUUCCUGGAGAGUGGAGGCUCAGCUAGGACUGAUUACAGAGCCAUCCAGCUGGCCAAGAAAAAGAAGCAAAGAGGUCCUUCAGCCUCCUCUGGGACUUCAGGAUCGAGUCAGAGAAAAGGUAAAGGAGUAAAGGCAGCCUCUGCUCCCUCUGGUGUUCGCUAUGGUGAAGGAGCUGCAGCAGCCAAUGGGGGCCUGACUCUGCGUGACCCCGUCACCGGGGCCCAGUAUGUCCAGAUUCAGCUGCUGCAGGACGACCCAGCCAGUGAUGGUGACCUGGCCUUCCAGCUGAGCUCUCAACCCUCCAGCUCCCAUUCUCAGCUCACUGCUGACCUGCCUGUCAACAUUUUACAGGAACCUUCAGUGAUGACGGAGGACGACAAUGGAUCUGACAAUUCCCAGUUCACAGGAAGCACAAUCAACCUCCAGGACUUGGAGUGAGCACCACAGAGCUCCAGCUGUCCAUAGUUUACAUCAACAAACAUACUCUGAGAUGUUUGACUCAUCUUUUCCCAGGACAUCAUGGACACAUGGUUCAUAUAGUUUUUGGAGGGGGUGGACAUGAGCCCACAGAUAAUGCACCUUGACAAGAAGAGAUGAGGAUUUGUUUGUUCAGAAGAUUAUUAUGUGUUUAUUUCUAAAGUUCACUUUGUACCAAAAUCCAACCUAAGAGCAUUCUGGUGUCAAAGAGACGUGUGAGGCUCUUUGUUCCUCUGUGUCCUGUAACGGUGUGUACUCCAAGGUGCCAUAUUGCCACACAGUGCGCUGUCAACGCUCCAGUUGCCUUACAGACACCUCACGCUGUGCAUUCCGCUGAUGGGUUAUCUGCUUUAUUUGUUGCUAUUUUGAUUUCUUACAGUUUGUUAGAUUUAUUUUUCUAUGGCAGCAGUAAGUCCAUGUUGAAAACAUGCCUGUUCGUAUGUCUUUAUACAAUAUGUAAUGAGUUACUACCUUCUUGUAAUAAUUGUAUUUGUUCAUUAUUUAUUAUUAAGCUGUGGGUUUACAGAAUGGCAGAGCCAAACACAGAGAUGAAUUAAAGAAUCAAAGCACAAUCAGAACAGUUUGUGGGGAGGCCUUUAUUUUACUUUUUAAAAUUCUAAUUAUUUACUUCAUUCAGUGUUUUCUUUUUGACCAGAUAAAAACAGAUUUAUGCGAAAUUAUAAAAUGUACUAAGGAAAGCAAGUGAAUACUAUAUUAAGCAGUACGGGGGAAACAAUUUGGCCAAACCCUAACAAUUUUCCGACCUUGUAAAGAGGAUCUAAUAUAUUCCAGCUCAAUCCAACAUGUACAGUUGAUGAGAUUAAAUUCAAUCAUUUUAUUUAUAUAGUCUAAUAUCGCAAAUUACUUUACAGACUACAGUAUACGACACCCUCUGUCCUUAGACCCUCGCACCGCACAAGAAAAAACUCCCCAAAACAAACCCCACAAUUAAAGGGGAAAAGAUGAGAGUUGAAAUACCAUUAUUGAAGAUGAACCUAAAAUGAACAGAUGAACAGUAAACACUACUCAAUGGUCCACUCUGAAUGUCCCCCCUCAGGCCUGAACUGGGUGUGAGAGGCUCCAAGGGCUUCAUGUGGUAAACAUUUGAUGGGACGCCACUUUGCAGCUACAUAUCAUGUCACCUUGACGACGCCAAAACAUGUUAUGUACAAUUGUGUGAUUUAAUGUGUCGUAUUUUACUGCCUGAUUUGAACUUCUUCCAGGAUCUUGCCUUAGAGAGUGGACGAAAGGUAACUCAAAUAAUCGAUUUAAUCUUUUUUGUCGAAAAGGAUCAUUACGUCAAAUGAAAAGAAAUGAUCGAUGAAUAAACGAGGUGUGUAAUAUA
Cottoperca gobio is the source of this 5222-nucleotide messenger RNA. RefSeq names its product zinc finger protein ZXDC. Gene Ontology annotation, cellular component: nucleus. Gene Ontology annotation, biological process: regulation of transcription by RNA polymerase II. The record is from RefSeq and is a predicted model, not a curated record. NCBI's taxonomy places the organism in Eukaryota, Metazoa, Chordata, Actinopteri, Perciformes, Bovichtidae. Gene Ontology annotation, molecular function: transcription coregulator activity.